This is a messenger RNA of Solanum tuberosum (potato), 1076 nucleotides long. RefSeq names its product 3-oxoacyl-[acyl-carrier-protein] reductase FabG-like. NCBI's taxonomy places the organism in Eukaryota, Viridiplantae, Streptophyta, Magnoliopsida, Solanales, Solanaceae. The transcript is spliced from 3 exons. Bases 102 to 914 code for a protein of 270 amino acids. The record is from RefSeq and is a predicted model, not a curated record. Gene Ontology annotation, molecular function: oxidoreductase activity.
UUCUUGAGUAUUUAAACCUCAAAAUUACGUUAUAAGUACCCGAUGUCACGACCUGUGCAUUAUUACAUUAUUGGUUGCAUAUACACCAAAGUAUAUUAAAAAUGGAGCCAUGGAAAGACCUUAGCGGAAAAGUAGUGAUGGUGACCGGUGCAUCGUCAGGAAUCGGGUUAGAGUUCUGUCUCGACUUGGCCAAAGCCGGUUGCAAAAUCAUUGCUGCUGCUCGUCGUGUUGAGAGACUGAAAUCUCUAUGUGACCAAAUUAAUAGUAAUUCAGAGGGACUCCAACGGGCAAUCGUGGUCCAACUUGAUGUUACCGCUGAUGGUGCUACUAUUGAGUCCGCGGUACAAAUAGCUUGGGACACCUUUGGACGUAUCGAUGUCUUGGUUAACAAUGCCGGAGUUACAGGUAAGCACUCUUCAUUGGAAUUGUCAGAGGAGGAGUGGGACAAUAUGUUUAACACGAACCUAAAAGGGGCAUGGUUGGUGUCCAAAUAUGUAUGUAGACGUAUGCGCGAUGCUAAACAGGGCGGAGGGUCUGUUAUUAAUAUAUCUUCCAUGGCUGGUUUAAAUAGGGUAGUAUACAUAGGGACAUUUGGUUACGCUUCUUCAAAGAUGGCUCUUGACAUGGUUACUAAGAAUAUGGCGAUGGAAUUGGGAGUAGACAAGAUCAGAGUGAACUCAAUAGCACCAGGAUAUUUCAAAUCAGAGAUAACAGAGGGGCUUAUGCAAAAUAAAUGGUUCAAUAAUGUUACUAGGAGAACUAUUCCUCUAAGAACAUCGGGAACGAUUAAUCCGGCUUUAACAUCAGUGGUGAGGUAUUUAAUCCACGAUUCUUCAGAAUAUAUUUCGGGAAAUGUCUUCAUCGUUGAUGCUGGAACUACCUUACCAGGUGUCCCCAUUUUCUCAUCACUCUAGUCAUAGAGACGGAUCCUACCUUUGAAGUUUAUGACUUCUUACAACGAAUUAAAUUUAAUAUAUAAUGCUGAAUGAGUUCAUAGCCAAAUGUGUUUAGAGGAAAAAUGAUGUUGGUUUUGUCUCACUGUUCAAUUGUGUCCAAGUGAAGUGUAUCUUGAUGCA